GACCCAACGGAUCCUAAAACGAAUCCGCUGAAUCCGCAAGGCUUGAAACCGUGCUGCGCUUGCCCACAGACAAAGUCAGCUCGUGAUGACUGCUUCCUCCAUGCUGGCGUAGAAGCCGACGAAAAGUGCAAGGAGCUCGUUGCAAGUCAUAUAGCGUGUAUGCGGGGACUGGGAUUCAAAGUCUGA
Messenger RNA from Desarmillaria tabescens, 186 nucleotides. Its product is annotated as cytochrome c oxidase copper chaperone. NCBI's taxonomy places the organism in Eukaryota, Fungi, Basidiomycota, Agaricomycetes, Agaricales, Physalacriaceae. Gene Ontology annotation, biological process: mitochondrial respiratory chain complex IV assembly. The record is from RefSeq and is a predicted model, not a curated record. Gene Ontology annotation, molecular function: copper ion binding; copper chaperone activity. The annotation marks the transcript as partial. Gene Ontology annotation, cellular component: mitochondrial intermembrane space. The transcript has 2 exons.